This is a messenger RNA of Cryptomeria japonica (Japanese cedar), 1837 nucleotides long. Its product is annotated as hydroxycinnamoyltransferase. The transcript is spliced from 2 exons. NCBI's taxonomy places the organism in Eukaryota, Viridiplantae, Streptophyta, Pinopsida, Cupressales, Cupressaceae. Bases 40 to 1515 code for a protein of 491 amino acids. The record is from RefSeq and is a predicted model, not a curated record.
CAUUAGUAUAAGUUUUGCACGGUCCAUUGAUAAUAAGAGAUGCAAACUUCUGGAGAACUUAUACAGUUUUUUCCAGUAUCUAGUGCAUUACAGCAUACAGUCAUGGCAGAACAAGUAGCAGAAACCGUUGUGAAAGUGAGGAGAACGAGUAUGGUAAAACCGGCCAUCCCACCUCCGGCGAAGACCCUGUUCCUCUCUAACCUUGAUCUAUUUUGGAUACGCUUCGACAGCGUUCAAGUCUUUUUCUUCUACAAACUCUCUCCUGUAAUCGAAUACACUUCAUUAAUACAAGGCCUAAAGAAAAGCCUCUCCUCAAUUCUAGUGUAUUUCUAUCCUUUAGCUGGUCGGUUGAAAAAUGGUGAAGCGGGCAGAGCAGAGAUCGAUUGCACCGAUGGAGGAGUGGAAUUUAAGGAGGCGUCGAUCAGUGUACCGUUCGAAGAAUUGGAAAAAGAUGGGUUUUUGCGUAAACCCUUUUACCCAAAGCUUGCUCCCGAGGUGGAUCCCUCUGCGUAUGAAAAAUAUAGUAGACCUCUUGUAUCAAUACAGGUCACAGCAUUUGAUGGAGGAGGAAUUUGUAUCGGAACCAGGGUUCAUCACGUUAUAGCGGAUGGAACUUCUUUCUACUAUUUCAUGAAAUCGUGGGCCGAGUGUAGCAGAGGCCUUCCCAUUGCAAAACCUCCUCAGCACGACAGAACAGUUUUCAAACGAGAAAAGAAGAACUCCCCGUCAAUUUCCUACAAAGCCCACGAUAUUGUAAGCGUUGGGAUAAAAGGGGCCAAGAUUUUCAAGUUUGUACCUGGCGAAUCACAGUCAAAGCACAAAAUGACAUCCGGUAGGGAGAACGAGGGAAAACGCGCAGACUCUCUUCAGAAAAGGGCCGAUUUGAUUUGCUCGACGUUUUGUUUCAAGGAAGAGAGAAUACAAGAGCUGAAAAAAGGAAGCAGAGCUUCGAGCUCUUUUGUUGCAGUGGCUGCCCACUUUUGGAGAUGCGUAAUGAGAGCUCGCGAGGUACCACUGGAAGAAGCUGUUUAUUUCUUAGUGAUGGUUGAUUGCAGGGGACGUGUUAAGCCGCGUCUUCUUCCAACUUAUUUUGGAAACUGCAUAUCUUUGGGUUUGGCGCAGACUAGAGCCCGCACACUCAUCAAUACCGACAUCUCCUUCGCUGCGGAUGUUAUCCAGCAAGCCAUCAGUUCUUGCACUGAGGAAGCACAGAUCAAUCAUCUGAUUGAGUGGGUUGAAUCCUGUAACGGAAAUUUUCUCAGUGAAGCCGGGUGGGAGUACGGAACUAAGGCGGUGGGUUCUCCAACAUUUCCAGUGUACGACAUGGACUAUGGAUGGGGGAAGCCUGUGGAUGUGCAGAAAGCAGACGUGAAGGAUAUUGGAGAAAUGGUUUUGACACCUCCAAAAGAUGGAGGAAAAAGCAUUAUGGUCUCAACCUACCUUCCUGAACACCAGAUGGACCUCUUACAUCACCUUCUCUUUUCAGAAAGAGUUAAUCUAUCGCCUAAGUUGUAAAGGGAAGGUUGAAUAGGGCCAGCCUUAAACCCCACACAGUAAGUAACAAUAUAUUAAGUCUAAAAAAUAUCGGUUAAUUUUGAGUGUUAACAUUUUUAAGUCUAGAAGUCAAAUCUUAGUGUGUGAUUUAAGCCGUCCAAUUGAAUAGUGUCUUUCUUCACACACAUGGAUAGCCCAUCAAUCAUAUUUUGAUGUUAUUUGUUCAUGUGACUCACUUUUACACUUUACCUACCACUUGUAUUAGUGUUGGGAAAGGAAAUCAUUUUGGUAGUAAAGUUCUUUUUAGAUAGCUUGCCACUUUUAUAAAGUUAUGUUUUUCUUA